Aureobasidium subglaciale EXF-2481 is the source of this 490-nucleotide messenger RNA. RefSeq lists its product as uncharacterized. The record is from RefSeq and is a predicted model, not a curated record. Bases 93 to 356 code for a protein of 87 amino acids. NCBI's taxonomy places the organism in Eukaryota, Fungi, Ascomycota, Dothideomycetes, Dothideales, Saccotheciaceae. The transcript has 2 exons.
CAUGAUUGGACAACGUCACUGUGUGAAGUCGGUGGUAACUCUCGUAGCCGACCGUCUCAAGGAUCUGUGAUCGUCGCUCAGCUAAUUCCGACAUGACUCUCCGUCUGAUUUGGUCGAAAAAAACCUUAGUUACCACCAUCACCCUGGCUGUCCACGUGUCCAGCAUGCAGGAAGUCAAUCUAUCUGAAAUCGUAGGCUCUCGGCGUCGUGAUAGAAACAGGAAAUUGCCCCAGAAUAGUGUCAGGUCUAUCGAGUCCGAGACCCAUGGCAUGGCGCUGCGAAUACGAGGCCCAAAAGGUCGAUUGACGCUAUCAUGGUGCAACAAACAACUCAAGAUAGAUGAAAGCCGCUCGUAGCGGUAUACGUCAUUGUCCUUUAUCGCCAUGCCAUGCCAUGUAAUCGCAGCAAAUGCAGGGGUAUCAAUCCAAAAUCAAAGCAGCGCCUCCUUCCAAAUAGCAGUCCUACGCCCAGAAAUGCCCAAUGCCUCGUC